Molecule: messenger RNA, 646 nt
Organism: Aptenodytes forsteri (emperor penguin)
Lineage: Eukaryota; Metazoa; Chordata; Aves; Sphenisciformes; Spheniscidae
Product: lysozyme g
Exons: 5
Coding region: 40-639 (199 amino acids)
Biological process (GO): defense response to Gram-positive bacterium; peptidoglycan catabolic process
Cellular component (GO): extracellular region
Molecular function (GO): lysozyme activity
Source: RefSeq, a predicted model, not a curated record
UUUCCAGGUCUCCUGGGGCAGCUGAGGAGAGCCAUCACCAUGAUCCCUGCACUGCUCUUGCUGGGCCUUAUGGCCUUUGUCGCUCCAUCCAUGAGUUACAGUUGCUAUGGUGAUAUAAGUGCUCUUCAAGCCCCCACGAUCUCCUGUACAGCCGUAAGAGCCCCAGGCUGUGGACUUGCCAUGGUACGGAGGACUGCUGAGGCAGACAUCGUACGCCUGAGGAAAUACGAGACCCCAAUUAAGAGAGUAGCCAGAAACUUGUGCUUGGACCCGGCACUCAUUGCUGCCAUCAUCUCGCAGGAGAGCCGUGUUGGCCUGCUCCUGGACAAUGGCUGGGACCAGGAACGGCACAAGUACGGCUUGAUGCAGCUUGGCGGGCAGCAACACCAGCCUUUCGGAGUGUGGGAUAGUGAAGAACACAUAAAUCAGUGCUCAACUAUCCUGGUUCUUGCAAUUAAUGAAGUACGGGCAAGACAUCCUACCUGGACCUGGGACCAGCAGCUGAGAGGGGGAAUCUGCACCUACCGUGCAAAAAUGGGCAACUUCCAGCCCUAUGAGGAAGACCCAUGUGAAAGAGACAACUACUACGUCAACAGCGUGAUUAGGCGAGCCCAGUACUUUAAGAGACAUGGGUUCUAGCUCAUAA